Molecule: messenger RNA, 1217 nt
Organism: Aspergillus homomorphus CBS 101889
Lineage: Eukaryota; Fungi; Ascomycota; Eurotiomycetes; Eurotiales; Aspergillaceae
Product: aldo/keto reductase family protein
Exons: 3
Coding region: 126-1112 (328 amino acids)
Cellular component (GO): cytoplasm
Source: RefSeq, a predicted model, not a curated record
ACGGAGCUCUCUAUAAAAACUUGUGCUUGUCGUCAUUGUUCGUCUCAAUCCAUAACCUACACAUUGAUCUUCUCAUCGAGCUACUAAAGACAUCUCCUGACAUUUUCUUUGUUCAUAUCUCCAAUAUGCCCCAACUCACCGGCAAAGAAAUUGGCCCAAUUGGCUUCGGCCUCAUGGGACUGACUUGGCGCGACAAGCCAUGCUCCCAGGAGCAAGCCUUCGAGACUAUGCGCGCCGCCCUGAAGAAUGGCUGCAACUUCUGGAACGGUGGCGAAUUCUACGGACCGCGGGAAUACAACAGUCUCGUGCUCCUGGAGCGAUACUUCGAGAAAUACCCCGAGGAUGCGGACAAGGUUGUCAUCAGCAUCAAGGGUGGUAUGGACCCGAAGACCUUCCGCGCGGACGGCAGUCCCACUGGCAUGCGCCGGACCAUGGACGACUCCAUGGCGCAGCUGAAGGGCCGCAAGAAGAUCGAGCUGUUCGAGUCAGCGCGCCGCGACCAGACCGUGCCCAUCGAGACUACCUUCAACGUCCUUAAGUCCGAGUACAUCGAGACCGGCAAGCUCGGCGGCAUCUCGCUGUCCGAGGUGCGCGCGGAGACCAUUCACGAGGCCGUCAAGCAUGCCAAGAUCGAGGCUGUGGAGGUUGAGCUUUCGCUAUUCUCCACCGAGCCCCUCGAGAACGGUGUAGCCGCGGCGUGCGCGCAGUACGGCAUCCCGCUGAUCGCAUACUCGCCCAUCGGCCGGGGCAUGCUGACCGGCCAGAUCAAGAAGAUCGAGGACCUGCAGGAUUCGAUGCUGCGCAGCUACCCGCGCUUCCAGCCGGGCAACUUCGAGAUUAACCUGCAGUUGGUGGAGCAGGUCGAGGAGAUGGCGCGCAAGAAGGGCUGCACGCCCGCGCAGCUCGCCAUCAACUGGACGAGGGCGCUGUCGAGACGCCCCGGCAUGCCCACUAUCAUCCCUAUCCCCGGUGCCACGACGGUCGAGCGGGUGGAGGAGAACAGCAAGCUGGUGGAUCUCUCUGACGAGGAGAUGGCGCAGCUGGAUGCUACGUUGGCUAAGUUUACGCCGGCUGGCGAGCGGUACCCUGCUCAUGUUCCUGUCCAUACUUAGGUUUGUUUGCUUGAUGUGAAUGUUUGUAUGGUAAGAUGUACAUAGAGUGGUGACUGUGACGAGGGUCUGGGCUAGGAAGCUGUCUGCAAGGUUGAUGGUCUUGAU